Messenger RNA from Lacerta agilis (Sand lizard), 1557 nucleotides. Its product is annotated as zinc finger protein RFP-like. The transcript has 3 exons. The record is from RefSeq and is a predicted model, not a curated record. Gene Ontology annotation, molecular function: zinc ion binding. The coding region runs from base 234 to 749 and encodes 171 amino acids. Lineage: Eukaryota; Metazoa; Chordata; Lepidosauria; Squamata; Lacertidae.
AAAGACUUUGUCCCUUAAAAUAUGUUGAGUGUUGAUAGUUAAGAAGGAAUUUGUGCUCUGUAAGUUUUGAAGGCAUUUGUGUUCUGUAAGUUUUGCAACAAAGUGGAUUUGGACUUUAUAAUGAGUAAGACCUCUUUGUUUUGCCCACUACCACCAUUUUUGUUGCUCUUGAACUAUUUUAAAUCGGAAAUGAAACCCAACCUGUUUUUAUUGCCCUCUAGGGAGAAGUAAGGAUGGCAACUGAGGGACCUCUUCAGGAGCUUAUUGAUGCAAUGACUUGUCCCAUCUGCCUGGGAUAUUUCAAAGAUCCUGUGAUGUUGGACUGCGGGCAUAAUUUCUGCAAAGCUUGCACUGUCCAGUCUUGGCCUGAAUCUGAGGGAGCCAAUGCUUGUCCCGAGUGCAGGAGACUCUUUCAGCCAAUGGACAGCAGGCCAAACUGGCAACUGGCCAAAGUGGUCCAGCUUGUCAAGCUGUGGGUGGAGAGACGACCAGAAAGGAGAAGGGAGGUGUGUAAAAGACAUCGGAAGCCCCUGAAGUUCAUUUGUAAAGAUGAUGAAGCCCCGCUCUGUAUGGUGUGUAAACGGACCAAGGCACACAGUGGCCAUAAGGUAGCCCUGUUGGAGGAAGUUGCCCGAGAGCUCAAGGAGAAAACCAAAGCCCAGCUGAAGGCUAUGGAGGAAGAGAGGAAGAACCUUGAAGGCUGCAAAAUUACUCAAGAGCCGGGAAGAUCAGAAUGUCUGAAAAUGUGACUGGACCCAGGCAUAGCACCCAAUCCCCUGUCAAUCUUUCUGAGGACCCUAAGGGUGUGAGACGCAAGGCGUAAAAGAUUUGGAACCUGCCUGUCCACCCUGAGACGCUCUGAUGUUGUACAAAAGAAAAACAAAAACACAAAGGAACCCCACUAGCAUCACCCUGAAGACAGAGGGACCCACCGGGUUGUGAGUCCUGGGAAUCUUUAGCCCCAUCCCUUAAUUCAAUGUGCAUGUUCAGUCAUGGGUGGGGAGAUGGCAGGCUCCACCUCCCCACCUGCAAACUUGCGUUUGAACUCCCAUGUAAAAUUCCCAUGUAGAGGGAUCUGUUCAGGAAUUCAAAUGCACAUACUGAGUUACUAACCCUAUGCUUCUGUUGAGGAAGCCUUAAUACUUAUCUUUACCUAGUUGAUUCUAGGUUCUUAAAUUCCUUCUAAACUAACACUUUUGCCCAGGGAGAAGACUGGGUUUUUUUCUGGACUUUGAGAGGAUCUAUUAGAAAUUAAAUUUUAGCCUUGCUUUGUGAGGUUUCGAUUGAUCCCUAAAAUAAACUGUUGGGAACAAUUCUUUAACAUACCUCGGGCAGGGAGUAAAUAUACACCUGAGGUACCAGAGUCCUUUACUUACAAUGGUUCCUUGAGUGAACUGAUAAGUGUUAUAAUGGCAUCUCAUCCAUCUUGCAUUUUUAUGUGCUCAUCAGAUAUUCUGAUCACGUGGCACCUCUUUGCUGAGGUUUGUUCUUAUAUAUAUUUUUGGGUGGGGUGGGGGUUGGUUACAUAUGAGCACUGGAAAAAUAAAAACAAAGCUU